Capsicum annuum is the source of this 1619-nucleotide messenger RNA. Its product is annotated as galactose mutarotase. Gene Ontology annotation, molecular function: carbohydrate binding; aldose 1-epimerase activity. Bases 259 to 1332 code for a protein of 357 amino acids. The record is from RefSeq and is a predicted model, not a curated record. The transcript is spliced from 5 exons. NCBI's taxonomy places the organism in Eukaryota, Viridiplantae, Streptophyta, Magnoliopsida, Solanales, Solanaceae. Gene Ontology annotation, biological process: glucose metabolic process; beta-D-galactose catabolic process via UDP-galactose, Leloir pathway.
GAAUCUCAAGAAUCUGGCAGUGGCAUCAUAUUUUCACUAAAAUGUUAAAAAAGAGUACGUCUUUAAUUAGUUUGAAUAUUUGUCCUUAUCCAAUAUUCCAAAUCUUUCCUCAUCAACAUCUCUGAUCUCAAUAAUAAUUAUAUCUUACUAUUUAUUUGUUAUCCACUACCAUUUUUGUCAUUUAACAAAAUCCAAAACUUACCUAUUUAUGAACACCCAUCUAUGGUAAAUUAUCAGUGAUUAAUUCCCCCUCUAACAAUGGCCAAAAAAUCUUUUUUCUAUUUUUUUGCUUUUGUCAUUCUUAUUCUUUGUAAAAAUAAUAAUUCAUGUACAGCAGCUGAAGAAAUAAAAUUGUAUGAAUUGAAGAAGGGUGAUUUUUCUAUAAAAAUCACAAAUUAUGGUGCAACUGUUCUUUCUGUUAUAGUCCCUGAUAAAAAUGGAAAAUUGGAUGAUGUUGUUCUUGGCUACAAUUCCAACGAUGAUUACAAGAAUGACACAACAUAUUUUGGUGGCCUAAUUGGAAGAGUUGCUAAUCGAAUUGGAGGAGCAAAAUUUGAAUUGAAUGGUGUGGAAUAUAAAUUACCAGCUAAUGAUCAUGGAAAUACACUACAUGGGGGUAGCAGAGGAUUCUGUGAUGUAAUGUGGACUGUGGAAGAUUUCCAAGAAGAUAGUCAUAUUACUCUUACCUACAAUAGCUUUGAUGGUGAAGAAGGAUUUCCUGGUGACCUUUCUGUCAAGGUGACAUACAUGUUCAUUGGGACAAACAAAUUAGCCAUAAACAUGCAAGCAAAGCCACUAAACAAAGCCACACCAGUGAAUUUAGCAUCACACACUUACUGGAAUCUUGGUGGAGACACCAGCGGCGACAUUUUGUCCCACACUAUUCAGAUUUUCGGGUCCCAGAUUACUCCUGUUAAUGAUCAGCUCAUCCCCACAGGGAAAAUCACUCCGGUUAAAGGAACAGGCUACGAUUUCCUCCAGCCGCGGACAAUAGGGAGUGAGUUAAGUGAAAUCCCAGGUGGAUACGAUAUCAACUACGUGUUGGAUAACACCAAGGGCAAGCAUUUUCAUAGGGCUGCAACUGUCCAGGAAAGCAAAUCAGGUAGAAAGAUGGAAUUGUGGACUAACAAACCUGGUGUGCAGUUUUAUACAAGUAAUAUGUUGGACAAUGUUAAGGGAAGAGGUGGAUUUAUUUACAAAAAGUAUGCUGCACUUUGUUUGGAGACACAAGGAUUUCCAGAUUCUGUCAAUCAUCCCAAUUUUCCUUCACAAAUUGUGAAUCCAGGGGAAACUUAUAAGCACAUCAUGGUUUAUAGGUUCACUGCCUCGUAGGAACUUUUAGAUUUUUCAUUGUUCUAAGUACAGUUGACAGACCUUUCUUGUUUAGCGUCACAUGCAUUUGUAUUAGGAGCAACUUACGUUUAUGCUGCUGAAGUCUUAACAAUAAAGACACCCCCCGUCUCAUUUUACUUCGCCUCUAAUGUGAAACAGAGGGAGUAGCUCUUAGUCUUCACUUAGAUAUUAUAUUUCACUGAUUAUUUCUGGAUGUACUUUAAUGCCCUACUUUUGUUUGACUGCUACUGAUGUUAAUGAUACAUCAUUCUCAAUUUGUAAGCAAA